Centropristis striata (black sea bass) is the source of this 546-nucleotide messenger RNA. RefSeq names its product apolipoprotein C-I (gene apoc1). The record is from RefSeq and is a predicted model, not a curated record. The coding region runs from base 103 to 354 and encodes 83 amino acids. Gene Ontology annotation, biological process: lipoprotein metabolic process; negative regulation of cholesterol transport; negative regulation of lipoprotein lipase activity. Gene Ontology annotation, cellular component: high-density lipoprotein particle; very-low-density lipoprotein particle; extracellular region. The transcript has 4 exons. Lineage: Eukaryota; Metazoa; Chordata; Actinopteri; Perciformes; Serranidae. Gene Ontology annotation, molecular function: phospholipase inhibitor activity; fatty acid binding.
CGCGUCACUCUCUGAGCGCUUAUAAAGCGACACACUUGGAGGCUCAAACACACUCGAUUUUUUUCCUCCUCCUCUGAAACGACCAACAGACUCACAGCCAAGAUGAAACUGUACCUUGCAGUUGCCGUGCUGAUGCUGGCUUUUGUCGCAUACACAGAGGCUCAGGAGGAAACCAUCGAGCAGAAGCUGGCUACCUUCACCAGCCAGGUGAACGACGUGGGCAGGACCCUGGCUGAAAAGGCCAAGACCGCCUUAACAGAGUUUCAGGAGAGCGAAUUCGCAAAGAAAACAACGAGCUGGUUCCAAGAACAGGUUCAGAAGUUCCAGAACCAGUAUCAGGCAAUUACCCAGUAAACGGCCUGCAACCUCCUCUCCUCCCCCCCAACUCUGACCUCUGACCUCUUCACCCUCUCAUGUCAUGACACACAUUGUUCUGCUGACCAGACACAGUGGUUAUGUUUCUGCUCUGUAAAGAGAUGUCUUUUUUAUAAUUUGAAUGUCAUUUCUGAAGAAAUAAUGUGAAAAAGUGCAAUAAAGACAUCAAAA